AUGGGAAACUCUCAAAUAAAAGAAGAAAAAGAGACUUCCGAAGUGAAGGAUCAGGUCUUUGAAAGCCAGUUUAAGCGAAUUAUUUAUACUCCAAAUAAUUUCAACAACGACCCAAAAAAUACCGAAUGAAACAAUGUUUUGCUAAAAAUUGAAGGCGGAGUUUUGUAUUCCUUUAUGGACUCUCGUUUAGAGCAUAAAGUGAAAAUCAAUAAAGCUAUAAGCAUUUCGGCGGAAGAUGCACAUUUAAAGGAAUUUUUAUUAGGUCUCCAAUUAUCAGGAGAAGAUUUUAUUUGGAGGCUAAGGUCGGAAACUCUGGUUGAGUUCAUACAAUGAAAAAAAGCGCUGAUGAUAUGCAGAAGGCCGGAGUGGCAGAAAUCGAAUGUUUGCCAAGAAUGUGGGGCUGCUUUUCAUGUUUAUAGAAGAAGCCACCAUUGUAGAUCGUGUGGAAGACAGUUAUGUGAUAAAUGCUCUUCUUAUUUUAUGGAUUUGGAGUCUAUGGGAUAUAUAACUCAGCAGAGGUCUUGCAAGAAGUGUAUUAGCGAGUGAAAAAUGAUUAGAAAUUCUACGACGGGAAGUAUGAUAGAAGAAAGGAAAAGAAUUAGCAGAUCGAUUAUGAAGCAGAAAAUGUCGCUUCUAAAUGCUACGAAAGACUCGUUUCUAGAAAAAGAUUUAAAAGAGUCGUCUAAUCCGUCUUUAUUAUGUGGUAUGGGAAAAGACGGAUUUUAA
Blepharisma stoltei is the source of this 726-nucleotide messenger RNA. Lineage: Eukaryota; Ciliophora; Heterotrichea; Heterotrichida; Blepharismidae. The record is from the annotation of a GenBank genome assembly.